Emiliania huxleyi CCMP1516 is the source of this 486-nucleotide messenger RNA. RefSeq lists its product as hypothetical. The annotation marks the transcript as partial. The record is from RefSeq and is a predicted model, not a curated record. The transcript has 2 exons. NCBI's taxonomy places the organism in Eukaryota, Haptophyta, Isochrysidales, Noelaerhabdaceae.
GCGGCCAUGGCCACCUUUCAAAAGGGCGACUCGAACCGGUGUCGCAACGCGUACGAAAAGGUGCUGCACGCGCAGCUCGCGCGGGCUCUCCUCGACCCGCACAAGAAGAACAAGCACAUCAGCGUCGGCCGCUGCCGCAUGCUGGCCGUCAACCACGCGGUGGCUCUUCCGUCGUACGAGGAGCUGUCCGCGGCGGGCUUCGACCUGGACGCGGUGCCGCGCGAGCGAUGGGCCGUCCCCGAUGACUGCCUCCGCUUCGUCAAGAAGAUCGCAGAGGAGGGGCUCUGCACCGGACCGUGCCGCCGCUGCGCCUCUGUCACGUCCGCCGACCGAACGCCAAGGUGCGAGCCGCCGCCGCCGGCGGCGGCGACGGCGGCCGCCGAGGGGACCGCCUCGCGCAGCCGCACCAUCCGCCAGCCCGCGCGCUACGCCAACGGUGACGGCGUCUCCGUCUCCACCCCAGCAGCGGACCGCACGGCGUCAUCG